Cervus elaphus (red deer) is the source of this 3661-nucleotide messenger RNA. It is a transcript of the gene OSBPL7, whose product is annotated as oxysterol binding protein like 7. The transcript has 23 exons. Gene Ontology annotation, molecular function: cholesterol binding. The coding region runs from base 223 to 2736 and encodes 837 amino acids. Lineage: Eukaryota; Metazoa; Chordata; Mammalia; Artiodactyla; Cervidae. Gene Ontology annotation, cellular component: perinuclear endoplasmic reticulum; plasma membrane; intracellular membrane-bounded organelle. The record is from RefSeq and is a predicted model, not a curated record.
GGCUCCGACGUCUCCUUCCUUCCUGGUUCCUGCUGCAGCUGCCGCCACAGCUCAGCUCUGAGAGCAGGGAGCGGGUGGCUCGGAGACCGUGACUCAGAGGCGGAGUGGUGCUCGGGCCAAGGAGCACUGGCGUCCAUGGACCCUGGGGGCCCCCUUAGGACAAGGUGACGUCCCUCCCCUUUUGCUCUCCGUCCACAGCAGGGAGUGGCCGCUCCCUUCCCCAUGGACUUCCAAGAGUGGGACCCUCCCUCCCUGGCUGAGAGCACUCAGUCUGCAAAGCCCAGCGGUGGCCAGCAGACCACCGAGCUGUGGGAGGUGGUGGAGGAGCCUCGGGGCCGGCUGGGGGCAGAGGGUAUCAUGCCUGAGAGGCAGGAAGGCCACCUGCUCAAGAAGAGGAAGUGGCCUCUGAAGGGCUGGCACAAGAGGUACUUCGUGCUCGAGGAUGGGAUUCUUCACUACGCGACAACUCGGCAAGAUAUCACCAAGGGGAAGCCCCAUGGCUCCAUCGAUGUCCGACUGUCGGUCAUGUCCAUCAACAAAAAGGCCCAGCGCAUUGACCUUGACACUGAAGACAACAUUUACCACCUCAAGAUCAAGUCCCAGGACCUGUUCCAGAGCUGGGUGGCCCAGCUGCGUGCCCACCGCUCAGCCCAGCACCUGGAUGUGCCCCGAAGCCUGCUGCCCAGCACCACCCACCAGAAGGUUCCCGGUGCCCAGCCUCCAGCAGCGGGUAGUGCCUCGGCUCUGCCAGGGGUUGGACCUCGGGAGAAGGUGUCUUCCUGGCUGAGGGACAGUGAUGGGCUGGACCGCUGCUCUCACGAGCUCUCGGAGUGUCAGGGCAAGCUCCAGGAACUACACAGACUCCUCCAGAGCCUGGAGUCCCUGCACCGGAUCCCCUCGGCCCCUGUCAUCCCCACACACCAGGCCUCGGUGACGACGGAGAGACCCAAGAAGGGGAAGCGGACCAGCCGCAUGUGGUGCACACAGAGCUUUGCCAAGGACGACACCAUCGGGCGGGUGGGUCGUCUCCACGGCUCAGUUCCCAACCUGUCUCGCUACCUGGAGUCCCGAGACCCCUCGGGCCCCCGAGGGCUGCCGCCCCCAGACUACGCCCACCUGCAGCGCAGCUUCUGGGCCCUGGCCCAGAAGGUGCACAACUCGCUCAGCAGCGUCCUGGCCGCCCUCACUGCUGAACGGGACCGACUGAGGGGCCUGCACCAGGGUUCGGAGCCAUCCAGGCUGGGGGUCUCUGAGACCUCGGCCGGCCCGAGGCGCCUCCACUCACUGUCCGUCUCCUCCGACACCACUGCAGAUUCCUUCAGCUCCCUCAAUCCCGAGGAGCAAGAAGCUCUGUACAUGAAGGGGCGAGAGCUGACCCCCCAGCUGUCCCAGAGCAGCGUCCUAUCCCUUGCUGACUCCCACACAGAGUUCUUUGAUGCCUGUGAGGUUCUCCUCUCUGCCAGCUCUUCUGAGAAUGAGGGCUCGGAGGAGGAGGAAUCGUGCACCAGUGAAGUCACCACCAGCCUGUCAGAGGAGGUUCUGGACCUCCGGGGAGCCGAGCGCUGUCAGAAAGGGGGAGCCGUGGGGCCGCCCCGCCGCCGAUGCCUGCCGGCCGCCAGCGGACCCGGCACUGACGUGAGCUUGUGGAACAUCCUGCGGAACAACAUUGGCAAGGACCUGUCCAAGGUGUCGAUGCCGGUGCAGCUCAACGAGCCGCUCAACACCCUGCAGCGGCUCUGCGAGGAGCUGGAGUACAGCAGCCUCCUGGACCGGGCCAGCCGCACCGCCGACCCCUGCGAGCGCAUGGUGUACAUCGCAGCCUUCGCGGUGUCUGCCUACUCCUCCACGUACCACCGGGCGGGCUGCAAGCCCUUCAACCCUGUCUUGGGGGAGACCUAUGAGUGUGAGCGCCCUGACCGAGGCUUCCGCUUCAUCAGUGAGCAGGUCUCCCACCACCCCCCCAUCUCAGCGUGCCAUGCGGAGUCUGAAAACUUCAUCUUCUGGCAAGACAUGAAGUGGAAGAACAAGUUCUGGGGCAAAUCCCUGGAGAUUGUGCCUGUUGGGACAGUCAACGUGAGCCUGCCCAGGUUUGGGGACCACUUUGAGUGGAAUAAGGUGACAUCCUGCAUUCACAACAUCCUCAGUGGCCAGCGCUGGAUCGAGCACUAUGGGGAGGUGCUCAUCCGGAACACGCAGGACAGCUCCUGCCACUGCAAGCUCACCUUCUGCAAGGCCAAAUACUGGAGCUCCAACAUCCACGAGGUACAGGGGGCCGUGUUCAGCCGGAGUGGCCGUGUCCUCCACCGACUCUUUGGAAAGUGGCAUGAGGGGCUGUACCGCGGACCCCCGCCGGGUGGUCAGUGCAUCUGGAAGCCCAACUCAAUGCCCCCAAACUAUGAGCGAAACUUCGGCUUCACUCAGUUUGCCUUGGAGCUGAAUGAGCUGACCACAGAGCUGAAACGGUCCCUGCCUUCCACGGACACGCGGCUCCGGCCAGACCAGAGGUACCUGGAGGAGGGGAACAUACAGGCGGCCGAGGCCCAGAAGAGAAGGAUCGAGCAGCUUCAGCGAGACAGGCGCAAAGUGAUGGAGGAGAACAACAUUGUCCACCAGGCUCGCUUCUUCAGGCGGCAGACGGACAGCAGCGGGAAGGAGUGGUGGGUGACGAACAACACGUACUGGCGGCUGCGGGCCGAGCCAGGCUACGGGAACCUGGACGGGGCCGUGCUCUGGUAGCCCAGGCCCCGGGGGCAGGAGGCCUUGGUCCUCCCUCCUGCCCCCACGGACACACGGACGAGGCCAGCCUGUCCCACUGGCUGCCCUGGAGACCGAAGGGGCAGCCCUGGCUCUGGCCCUCUCCCCUCUGCCGGCCAGAGGGGCUUCAUCUCAGCCUAUCACCCACCUCUUGUUUGGGGUGGAAAGCAGGAUUCGUGCUUCCCCAGUCUUGUUGCCCCCAGACAACCGGCAUGUAAGACCCUCCUUGCUCUGUCAUCCCCCUUCCUUCCCUCCCUGGGGUACCUGGGGGAGUCUCCAGGCCCUCCAAGAUCUUCCCCAUUUCAGUGCCUUCCUAGGACACAGGGGACCCCUUGAUGCUCCCCAGGCUUCCUUGGCCCAGGACUCCGGCCCCAGCUGUGAGGCUGUGAGGGUGGAGUGAGUGAAGGAGAGGGGAUGGCCUUUUCCCUUUUCCCACCCCCGUCCCUCCCACGCCCCAUCUCCAGCAUUUUCUCUCCAUGCCCUGGCCCAGGGGGGCUCCCUUUGCUUGGCCCUGGCAGUCUCUCCCAUCCUCCCAGAUCCCCUUCUCCCAAACCACAAAACGCCUGCAGCUGCCAGCUCCUUCAUCCCUGGUCCUCAAGUGGUUUCCUUCAGUCUCAGCUCAGCGGAUCCCCCCAGAGCAGGCGGGGCAGGAAGGGUACUUGGCCUCUGACCCACUGGGAGUGAGUGAACACGUGUGAGUGUCUGUGUAGAAGUGUGUGUGUGCGUGCACGUGUAUGCCUGUGUACUGCUUGCGGGCGAGCAGGAUUCCUCAUGUAGGCCGGACGUCCCCCCACCAGCGGGGGGAGGGGGUGUCUGCUGCCGUUGCUGCUCAUCUUACCAGUCUGCCUCUGAUAAAGGUGAAUUGCUAUGACAUUCCAAGCUCCAAUAAAGACUGUCUCAAACUUUG